AUGGUAGAAUUAGAAAUUCUUGCCACAUCAACGGUUCCAGAUCUUUUUAGUGAUUGUCCAGAUGAAUAUACGGCAAGAGAUAUCAAGUAUAUCAACUGUUCAAUUCCUGUGGGACAAUCACCAUGUGUAAUGCUAAAGGAGCUUCAUGAUGCAAAAAAUUUUCGAAAAUACUUCUUGGCGACUAUACCGUUGGUGCUUUCAGCUUUUGCUGUUGUCUUCAAUAUUUUAUUUGGUCUCCUGACGAUCGUCUUUUGGCGACGAAACAAACUUAGCUCAAAACAGCGGUAUACAUUCCUACAGAAUCGAACACUGAGUACAAUAAUUGCAUUGAUACUGUUUUAUAUUGUUUUAAUUGCUUGGAAAGCUGGUGGCUUCCAAUAUACAUCGGCAACAAUUUUUAUUUUAGUUGCUUCUCUCACAUUUUUAACACAUUCAGGUACAUACCUCGGAAUGACAACUGUCCUGUACAUGGCAAUUGUCCAUCCAAUGUCACAUCGUUAUUUGGUUACAUUUACUCGUUGCUUUAUUGCAGUUUGUAUUAUUUGGCUAAUUUCUGUUGCAUUCUCGCUUUGUAUCGGUCUUCUGGGCGCAACACUAUUUUAUCCAGAAACAGCACCAAUCCGAUGCGAAUUUUCUCGGUGUCAAAGACCAUUUGCGAUUGCUGUUGUUUGCCUAUUGUCAGCCUUCUUUAUAAUUGUUAUUGCAUUUUAUGUCAUUAUGCUUUACCGGAUGCAUAAACGACAGUAUAGAAUGCAAAGAAGCAACACUGACCGUUCAUCGAAUAACGUACGGACGAUGAACCGACUGGCAAUCAACUUGGUCACCUUUGCCGUGGCAUCGCUACCAAUUUUAAUUGUCGCAAUUAUCGCUACAGCUAAUUUAGAGUCGCUUGCCUCACUAGGCCUUGGCACGAAAUCACCGUGUAAAACUUUUAAAAACGGCCAUCUUUUUUGGGAAGUUGAAGUACUCGCUUCAAUCGCAGCAACAGUAUGGGUAAUGACGAUGAUAUUAGACCCCCUGAUUAACAUAUACGUUGACCGACAGUUCAGGAAAGCGUCAGUUGAAAUUUGGCACCGCUGCAUUUCAAGGCUGCAACGUCGAGUAUACGACAUAAAAGACCACGCCUCCACCAGCAACAGCUGA
Messenger RNA from Enterobius vermicularis (human pinworm), 1143 nucleotides. Lineage: Eukaryota; Metazoa; Nematoda; Chromadorea; Rhabditida; Oxyuridae. The record is from the annotation of a GenBank genome assembly.